Molecule: messenger RNA, 2123 nt
Organism: Branchiostoma floridae (Florida lancelet)
Lineage: Eukaryota; Metazoa; Chordata; Leptocardii; Amphioxiformes; Branchiostomatidae
Exons: 6
Coding region: 251-1222 (323 amino acids)
Molecular function (GO): protein dimerization activity
Source: RefSeq, a predicted model, not a curated record
AAUGUUUGUGACAACGAAAUGAUUGUUCUGUGUGAUUAAAGACAAUGAUUUGUCUUCAGAAAGAAGGUAUCACUUUUUGUCUCCCCUCCUGUGGAAGAUGUUCUGACCGUCCUGGAAUGACCCCCCGUGGUGUAACGUUUCAAUGCACCUGCACCUGACUGCACCUGCAAACUUUUCUAAAACCUAGAUGAGAGAAAUUUGAACGAUCUAAAUCAACUUGAACCUAAUUUCUUUCACGGUUUGGUUAACUAUGGACGCCAAGGUGGAUCUUUCGGCCAUUGCGGAAGAGGAUGUUGAAAGAUUUCUGUUUUGUGCGGAGUCCCGGACCGACACGCCUCCUCCUAGACCGGCCGGCUUGCAGACCGCAAAGCGCCGAAGAACCUGCCGCAGAGGCCCGAUAAGCAGCAAAGCCAGUCCGUGGAGAAGGAAGAUGUUGAGGCAGGGAGUUAGCGGGAAGAUGACGGUUCGGGACGGCCUGAGCAGGAUUAAAACCCUGGUUCCGUACGUGGCAGAGCAGCCGACCGCUUCUGCGUCCGAUAUGUCAGAGCUGGAAAUCAUCCAUAGUGCAACUCGUUACAUCACAGAACUAGAGGGCCAACUGUUGAAGCUGCGAACAGGGAAGACAGGUGGAAGACGCUUCAGAAAUGCAUCAGGCUCACCCUCCAAACGUUGGAUAGAUCCCUCAUCAGCCACUGUGUCUCUGUCAACACACAAGAUUGCAAGCCCAACCCCAAGUCCACUCAAGAAAACUGAGAGAUGUCCCAAGGCAAGAAAGGACAUGGAUAAGAAAGAAAUUGUCAAGAAUGUGACAGGUUUUCCUGGUAAGAAUUAUUUCAAUGUUCCUGACAUGGAAGAGUUCAAGCCUGGAGAAGAGAAGAUAGUCAAAGAGGACCUGACCUUGCUGAUGUCGCUGGACAAUGGGGUGGACAGCUGUUCCUCCAGUGACUCUGUGUCCUCUACGCUAGCUGCAGGUGCGGAAGGUGUGGACUGUGGACAGCUGCUCAGGGAAACAGAUGUACUUCUCUUCCCUGACACCUUCUUUACUCAACUGAAUGAGCUGCUGCCAAAGGACCUGAACACCCCCAGUAAUACAGUGGAAUCACCCACUGAUACAACCUUUCCAGUUCAAGGGGAAGAGGAAAGAAGAAUCCUGGGUGAGCUGAAUGGCACGCCUCAGAUCAAAACCGAGUAUGUCUUUGAAGAUGGUUUUGAAGAUUCAUGAAUUUCGGACAACAGGCCAUGAGGAAGACUAAGACAUUCUAACGUUAGGGCUUAUAGAAGAUGGCAAAUCAGUCAAAACUAGUUAGGUUACACCAUCUGAUAUUUUUGUGAAGGCAAAGUUGAAGGAGAACCAAAAAUUUGAAUAUUGAAGAGUAUAGACUGCAAUCCUUUGACAUUACACCAGCUAUAUAAUGUAAUGUUUGAGUUUGUGUUGUUGACUUCACAAAGUCUAUCUGUAUAUAUUGUACAUUGAUGAUACAAUUUACAAAAUGAACUUCCAAGUUCCAAGAAAUUUCUGGUUGUUUGAUGCUGUACAAGGAAAUUAAAUUCUGAUUCAAAUAAAUGACAAAUGCCUUAAAAAGGACAUGCUAGAGUGCCAUGAAUUCACUCUUUAAAACUAUUAAAACUGAAGGUCUAAUGGCUAAUAUAAUACUUUGUAUUUGUUCUUUCCAGUUGAAUUUUUUAAACGUUAUGAAAUGUUUGAGACUUCUUGACUAAUGAAAUUCAGAUGCAAAUGAAAUAUAAAAAGUAAUGAGAGAUAAACUGUGCUUUAAAGAUAUUAAUGGUUCUUUAACUCGUAAGGUAGAGGAAGGCUACCUGUUGAUUGGAACCAGUUGACUAUGUCAUAAAGUUUUUGAAUGUGUUGGUUUUAGUACACUCUACAUGUAUGUCUUUGAAUUCAAUGUUUCAUUGUACUUUUAUCUUUUAUACCAAAAUAUUGUGAAAAUGUAACUUUUCACUGUACCUAUAUAGGAAUUUCAUACUGACAGAAGAAGGUCUACAAUUGAGUUUUUGCAUGUCUUUCUUUUUGUGUCUUUCUGUUAUAUCUUAAGGUAUCAUAAGAAUCUAUCAGUUGAGAGGAAUGAGAUUCAUAUAGUGAGGUAUAAGAUACUGUUUAUAGG